This is a messenger RNA of Populus euphratica (Euphrates poplar), 7933 nucleotides long. Its product is annotated as histone-lysine N-methyltransferase ASHH2. Gene Ontology annotation, molecular function: zinc ion binding; protein binding; histone H3K36 methyltransferase activity. Gene Ontology annotation, cellular component: nucleus. The transcript is spliced from 18 exons. Lineage: Eukaryota; Viridiplantae; Streptophyta; Magnoliopsida; Malpighiales; Salicaceae. The record is from RefSeq and is a predicted model, not a curated record.
AAAAAAAGAAGGAAAAUCGAUAACAUUUGUUCCUCUCUCUAGAUUUCUCUCUCCGGCUACCCUCUCGCUUUUCCUACCCGUGCGUCCUAUUCCUCCUUUGACAACUCCAUUAGCAAGUCUCUCUGUUUCUUUCUCUCUCCAAAAAAAAAAAAAACAUUUAUAUUAAAUAAAAUAAAUCAAGAAAACAACCCUUCUCUUUCAGUUCUUCAACAGUUCAACGGCCCGAUACCUCUCUUCUUCACACAGAGAGAAGGUGGAUUCUAGGGUUUUUCUCUUCUAGCUUUUGACCGAGGUAUUGUUUUGUCGGUUUUUGCUGCUUUUGUUUUGAGGGAGAUGGUGAGUGAAUGAAACAGAGGCUAGGUUUCUUUUUUCUUUUUGAUUUGGGGGCGAUUAGGGUCGUGCAUUGUGGUUGGUUGCAAUUUGGUGUAAUUUUGGUUUGUUUUUAUUUUUAUUGUUGUCUUGGAGAUGGGUGCGUCGUAAUUGGGUUAAAAGAAUUGGUUUACUGAGAUGGGGGCGUGUGAGAAUUCGUUGGAGCCACACGAGCCCUUGACUCUUGCUGCCACCGAGCAGCAUUCGUGCUUGGAAUUUAUCAAGGAUUCUGAGCAGCUGCCAGCCUUGGAGACUGCUCACAGUCUAAUUGAUACUAAUGUGGAACCCUCUAGUGCGACUGAUGGAUUUGUGGACUUGUCUCAGAAAGAUAAUGUUGUUUGUGCCAGCCACAGUGAUGUUGAGGCUGUGUCAGCUGAUAUGGGAAUUGGGUUGAUGGGUGAGGGGGAGAGUGUGGUUGGUUUAACAGCAGGUAAAUUAUUGGAGAAUGAAUCUGGGGUUAUUGGGGGUUGUUUGGAUGAGAGGCAAAGUGGGAUAGAUGAUUGUAAUGGGGAAACGGAUAGAUCCCGGGAAGAAAAAGCAGGGCUUGGAGUCAAGAAUGGUGGACCUCUAGACCGUGAAAGGUCGUUGGAAUUGCUGGAGAGAAAUUGUGAUCAACAGGAUGGCCGAGUGGAUGAUAAGAAAACUGGUGUUCAAGGUGUUACAGAAGAGGAAAGUGAUGGUUUAGUUACAGUAGAGGCUGAUACUUCUGAUGAUGUAGUGCCUUCAAUCUCAUGUGAAACAUCUGUAGAAUCAAUACUUGUGAAUGAUAUGACUAGAAAUUGUGAUCAACAAGAUGACCAGAAUGAUCAUGAGAGUGGCAGUGUUCAAGGGGUUAUGGAAGAGAAAAAUGAUGGUUUAGCUGCAAUAAAGAUUGUUAAUUCUGAUGAAAUAGUUCUUUCACUGGGCAGUGAGAUGCCAACAGAAUUAAUGCAAGCAAAGGAUUGGAGCAGAAAUGGUGAUCAACAAGAUGACCAGAGGGAUGAUAAGAAUGUCAGUGUUCAAGGGGUCAUGGAACAACAUAGUUGCGGCUUAGCUCCAAUAGAGUUCGAUGAUAUACAUGAUGGAACAGUGCUUUCAUCGGGUCAAGGAAUGAAUGCAGAACCACUACCAGAAAAAGGUUUGCCUAGUGAUGGCAAUGAACAGUACAAGCAUGAUUGUGGUCCCUCUCAAGAAGCAGUUAUGGAAGAGAAAAUUGACAAUUUAACUGGGCUAGAGAAUAGCGACCUUCAAGCUGUGAUGGAACAGAAAAGUGAUGGUUUAGGGGCAAGAAAGACUGCUGAUACUUGUGAAAACAUAUUGCCUUCAUUGGGAUAUGAAAUGCCCGCUGAGCGUUUGCCUAGAAAUGGCGUUGAGAACGACAAGCAGGACAGGAGCACCUCUAUGGUGCUGACCAUGGAAGAGAGAAACAAUGAUUUAGCUGGGACAGAGAGUAUUAGUAAGGAAGGGUUCAUGGAAGAAAAAAGUGAUGGUUUUGCUGCAAUAGAGACUGCUACUCUUAAUGAAAUAGGACCUUUGUCAGGCUGUGAAAUCCCUGCUGGAUUAAUUUCAGUGAAUGGUUAUGGUGUUGAACUGGACAAGCAGUAUGAUGGUACGUCUCCUGCUGGGGUUCCAAAAGAAAGGAGUGUUCAUUUAACUAGGUUAGAGACUGAUAAUCAAGACAAAAUAUUGCCUUCACUUGACCAUGGAAUGCAUUUGGAAUCAACAACUGUUACAUGUCCACCAAGCAAGUGUCUUCAGCCCGAUGACCAGAAGGGUGAUCAGAUCAUUAGCUGUCUCAUUGCCGGAGGGGUUAUGGAGGAAACAAGUGUUGCUUUAGAUGCGACAGAUACUAAUACUUCCAAUUGGUUGUUUUCAUCACAGGGCCUUGAGAGGACCUUGAAAUUAAUGCCCAUGACUGGUUUGCCAGAAGAAAGUGUUUAUCAUGAUGAGCAGAAGCUGAUACGAAGUGAACUAGAUUCUAAGGUUGUCAAUGGUCUAGCUAUAGAGAGGGUUCCAGAGCAGGAAAGUGAUGCCUCAGCCAGGAUAGAAGCUGAUAUAUAUGCCCAGGUAUCACCACAUGGUGCUAUUGACUCUAACAGUGCAGGUGACUGUUCUGGAGAGACGGUCAAUGAAGCAAAGAAUCAUUUCAGCAUUGAUAGUGUUUCUGAAACCAAGUGUCAUGACAUUGCAUUACCAUCUUCACAAAGGAGCAAUGGAGUACGUAAAUCAAGCCGGAAGGCCCAGACAAAAAGGGCUGCAAGGAAAUCUAGAAAUACAACCAAAGUCCCAAACCUUCAUCUAGGUAUUGAGACUGUCUUCAAAAGUGUGACAAGGAAGCGAAGCUGUUUCUCAAAACCAGCUCGGUCUUCUGCUUGGGGAUUGUUGGGGAAUAUUACACAUGCAUUUACAAUGAUUGAUGGUCGCAGACUUGAUGAAAUUGAGAAUAAUGGAUCACAAAAAGCAAGGGCUGGCCGAGGAAGCAGAAAGCGGAAUAAUCGUGCUGGUGGAAGGUCACAAAGGUCUAGCAAGAAAGGCUGUGCUUCAGCUAGUUGCAUUCGUUUGAAAGUUAAAGUGGGAAAAGAAGCUUGUCAUACUGAAGCUAAUCCGAAGAUUAUGAUCCCAGAGGUAAUUGAUACAAAAGCAUCUGCUGAACUUGUAAGCAAUUAUGGGGUUGAGUCAUAUCAGGAAACCAGUUUUGAAAUGUCAAAGUUAGUCCAUUAUGCUGAAGAUAAUGUGGUUGAAGAGGGAGCUGGAAAACAGCUUCAGUCUUUUGAUAUUAAGUUGAAGAAGGCAGAGUUACAUUGCGAUCCUUAUGGCAUGGAUGUAAAUCUUGCAAACAAAGAUAUGGAGAGCAUGGUGAUUUUUGAAAAGUCACCUGGAGAUACUGUGGAAGAUUAUAUCGGGGUUCCUCUCCAUACAGAGGUUGAAGCACUGGGAGCAACAACUGAGAAGAGGUAUUCAGAUCCUGGAACUUCACCAGAUUCAGAAGUUAUCAAUUUAGUUGCCGAGGGCCAAGUCGAUGCAAGAUGUCCAGAAGAUUUUCAUGAUGCUGUUCUGUCUUCUUCUAAGGCUUUUGCUACAGAUCAAGGGGGUAAUGGUAAAAGGAGGGGAAAAAAGAAAGAAAGGCUCCCUCAAGCCGCUAACUGUUCACCUGCUGCGGCAAGCUUAAACAAAGUUAAAUUGGCAAAGAAACGUGGGAGCAGGCAGAGAAAGGCUGAUGGUCUUUCCUCUACUGAGAUUCUUACUUCAUCCAGCAGUGUGAAUGGUUUGAUCAACACACCAAGCAGUAAAGAAUGUUCUGCAGAACAGGUACCUUUGUCAAGAGAGACUGUACUUGAAGUCUCUGGAGAGGUUUUGACAGAAGAAAUCAGUAUGGAAACUAAAAUAUGUGUUGGUGGACUGGAUGCUGAGCUUAGGUCAUCAGGAUCACAGAUUUCAAAGAAUCCUCUUCCUUCAACUAAAUCCAGGGGAAAUGGAGCGAACAAGGGAAGGUCCAAAGUCUCUGACUCUGCAAAAAGCCGGAGGGCAAAUGGUUGCAAGGAUAGAGGAAAUAAUAGGAAGUCAGUUAAAAAGAACAAAGCCAAGGGGAAGAGUGUUUGUGAUCAUGUUUUUUACAAAGUUGAUGAUGAUCCAGAAAUAGAUGAAAAUGGAAAAAUUGAUGCUGGCGAGGAUACUGCUGCGGAAGAGGUAGCUGAUUUGGACACUCCAUCAAGUGGUGUAAUGGAGCAAAAUUUAUCCCCAGAUAAUGCUUGGGUUCGCUGUGAUGAUUGUCUUAAAUGGCGGCGUAUUCCAGUUCGACUUGUAGAAUCUAUUAGUCAAACACAUUGCCAAUGGAUCUGCAAGGACAACACAAAUAAAGCCUUUGCUGAUUGCUCCUUCCCCCAAGAGAAGUCAAAUGCAGAAAUAAAUGCAGAGUUGGGCAUAUCAGAUGUUGAUGAGGAUGGUUGCGAUGCCCCUUCAAAUUAUAUGGAAUUGGAAUGUAGACAGACAUCAGUUUCCAAGGAGUAUGAAUUUACACGCAUCACUACCAAUCAGUUUCUGCACCGUAGCCGUAAAACUCAAACUAUUGAUGAGAUCAUGGUUUGUUACUGCAAAGCACCUGUGGCCGGUCAGUUAGGUUGUGGAGAUGAAUGCUUGAAUCGAAUGCUUAAUAUUGAGUGUGUUCAAGGAACCUGUCCAUGUGGGGACCAUUGCUCAAAUCAACAGUUCCAAAAGCGCAAUUAUGCCAAAAUGACAUGGGAGCGAUGUGGGAAGAAAGGUUUUGGACUGCGAUUGGAUGAGGAUAUAUCCAGAGGGCAAUUCCUUAUUGAAUACGUUGGAGAGGUGCUUGAUGUGCAUGCUUAUGAAGCAAGGCAAAAAGAAUAUGCUUCCAAGGGUCACAAACAUUUCUACUUCAUGACAUUGGAUGGCAGUGAGGUAAUUGACGCAUGUGCGAAGGGAAAUUUGGGGCGUUUCAUUAAUCAUAGUUGUGAUCCUAAUUGUCGUACUGAAAAGUGGGUGGUCAAUGGAGAAAUCUGUAUUGGAUUAUUUGCAUUGAGGGACAUUAAGAAGGGCGAAGAGGUGACAUUUGACUAUAACUAUGUAAGAGUUGUUGGGGCUGCUGCUAAAAGAUGCUAUUGUGGUUCACCUCAAUGUCAAGGCUAUAUUGGUGGGGAUCCAACUAGCUCUGAAGUAACUGAUCAAGUUGAUUCGGAUGAAGAAUUUCCUGAACCUGUAAUGCUUGAAGAUGGAAGAGUGGGAGGUGGCUUAAAAAAUAAAAUAUCCAAAACCAAUUUCUUUGGUUUGUCAAAAGACAGGGAAAUAGAAUUCAAAACAGCUGUUGGGAACUUGGAGGUUGCAACUGAAAUUAAGGAUUUGACAAGCCAAUUAACCCCUGCCAUGUCUCUAUCACCCAGUGCAUCAGAAAUGAAUGGUUUACCUGGAGAUUUUUCUUCUUCCAGUCAACAAGUAGAAACCUCCCCAAAGGCUGAAGAUGUAAUGACCCAACCCACACUUGCUGUUCAGCAAGAGAUUUCCGUGGAAGAGACUAUGAACAAAUCCUUGUAUUCCAGUCAAAAGUUGAGGACCUCUUCAACUUCAACUCCCACCAAAAUAUUGCCUGAUGAUGUUAUGAUUAACAGGAAGUCUAAGUCUGCCGCAGCUGAAAACAAGAGGGUUUUUGUGAAAUCUCGUUUUAUUAUUGAAACUCCACACCAAUCUAGUUCAAUCAAGAAGGGAAAGUCUGCUGGUAAUCUCAUAAACAUAAACAAGGUUCAGACAAUAGCCAGCAAACCUCAGUUUCCACUUAUCAAACCCAAAAAGUUAAUAGAGAGUACCUCGAAUGGCCAUUUUGAAGCAGUUCAGGAGAAACUUAAUGAGUUGUUGGAUUCCGAGGGUGGCAUAAGCAAACGGAAAGAUGCUCCUAAAGGCUACCUGAAACUUCUCCUCCUUACUGCAGCUUCUGGUGCUAUUAGAAGUGGUGAAGCAAUUCAGAGUAAUCGGGAGCUUUCAAUGAUACUCGAUGCACUCUUGAAAACUAGAUCACGAGUGGUACUGAUGGAUAUAAUUAACAAAAAUGGUUUAAGAAUGCUUCACAACAUAAUGAAGCAGUACAGAAGGGAUUUUAAAAAGAUUCCAAUUCUCAGGAAGCUUUUAAAGGUUUUAGAGCACUUGGCAGUCAGGGAGAUACUUACAUUGGAACAUAUAAGUGGAGGUCCUCCUUGUCCUGGAAUGGAGAGCUUUACAGAAUCCAUGUUGUCCCUGACAGAGCAUGAUGACAAACAGGUUCAUCAAAUUGCACGAAGUUUUCGAGACAGAUGGAUCCCUAGACAUAUCAGAAAGCAUAGCUAUAUGGAUAGGGACGAUGGGAGGAUGGAGAUUCACAGAGUUCCAAACUGCAAUAGGGUUUCAGCUUCUCAUAAUCAUUGGCAUGAUCAGGGUGUAAGACACACAGAAGCACUUAAUGGUGUUGUGGAAUCAAACCCUGUGACUUCAGGGGGCACUGCUGUCCAUGAGGUUGCUAUGACUUCAGGGGGCACUGCUGUCCAUGAGGACAACUCUGUGAAUCGUGUAGGCAGUGUUACGAGAACUCGCAAGCGUAAAACUAGAUGGGAUCAACCCGCUGUGGGAAAUAUAGCUUCCAGCUCUCUUCAGCAUAUUAAACAGAAUGUUAAUUCUGGGUUGGUACAACAAUGUGAACCUAACCCAUUACUUGAGUUAAGUAAAGAAGUGCCAGUUCAUGUGGACAAGGCAGGUAGAGAGUACAGUUAUUGCCCUCAUUGUGUUCGCAAUUAUUGCUGGCAAGAUGAAUCUAGUAGUGCUGAUGACAGAAAGCAGAAUAUUCAUGAGGAUGUUCCACCUGGAUUCUCAUCUCCGAUUAAUGCUGCUCUUCCAUCCAAUGCUUCGUCCACUGUUGCUGACCACCCUCAACAAAAUGUUUUCCACUUGAAGUUUCCUGUUGGUAUGGUUGUCGGUCUUCCACAGAAGAAAUUCAAUUCCCGCUUUCCUGUCUCGUAUGGAAUUCCCUUGUCUGUUAUGCAGCAAUUAGGAUCACCCCUGGCUGAAACUGUAGAGAGUUGGGUUAUUGCUCCUGGCAUGCCUUUCCAUCCUUUUCCACCAUUACCACCACUUCCCUCCUAUAUGAAAGGGACUCAACCUUCUUGUGCUGUUAGCUCUAUUGAGGUUGAUGGUGAUGCAGUUCGAGGGCAACAGGACAGCCAUGAUCCUACCACUUGUCCAAAUGAAAAUAGUCCAAGCAUGAGUGGUGCUAACCAACCAGAUGUGAAUAGCCCUUGUCCAAAUGACCAUCAAACAUUUAAACGUGCGAGGGGAUUUUCAUAUGAUUUGGGAAGGAGGUACUUUAAGCAACAGAAGUGGAAUAAAGUGUCUCCUCCAUGGGUUCGGAAUAGGAAUGGGUGGGGAUGUGUAGGAGACAACUCAUGAGCUGGAAUGUGCAGCACUGACAUGGGAAGUCUAACAAAUGAACAGAGGAACUCAUACUGUUGACAGGUUGUAAGCUGUAGACUGCAGAAAGCUGGCAAAUACUUGAUCAGCAUGCACAGCGUCUAAAUGAGCAUUGAUUUUUUAGGAAAUGCUCUGAAGAGCUACUGAUUAUUCACCAUACUCUUGAUGUAUUCACAAUUCUUUUUUUGGGUUUUUAUUUUCAAUGGGAAAUUCAUUCAUAUCAGAAUGUCAAUCCUCAUACUCAAAGUUGUGAUGCUAUAGCUGGAGGGAAAGCAUUCUUCUUAUCCGGCAAUGUCUUCUGUUGGAUGUUGAUCCAUUUUCUCACACCUCGAAGAGGUAGGUAGUCUUGUUUAUCUAAAAUUUUCUCAUAGGAGUAAUAUUGUUUAUCAUUGGAAUUGAUAACCAAUUUAUUGGCAUCUUGCACUGGAAAAAAAAUAAAAUUCUUUGAUGAUCUGGAAGGUGAAAGAUGAUUGUGUUUCUUCGAUGGUUUCUCGAUUAUUUUAAAUUAGUUUUUGUACUUGGCUGGUGCAAUUUCUCCAUCGAUUAGUUUCAUGGAUUUUGGAGUUUGGGUCUCCAGUUGAACUGUCUGUAGUGGCUACAGUAAUUCGUUGAUUUAAUCAAGUCAAUGGCUUGCAGUUACAAU